Messenger RNA from Lymnaea stagnalis (great pond snail), 2019 nucleotides. The record is from the annotation of a GenBank genome assembly. Lineage: Eukaryota; Metazoa; Mollusca; Gastropoda; Lymnaeidae.
CAAGGACGAAUGACGUCAUGGACACGAUGGCAGUGCUUAAGCUGGCAAGUGGCGGACAAGUAGAAACUAAGUUUUAACAUUAAACAAUUUGGACUCGAGCUUAAACUAUGGCUUAACAUUAAAUUUUAAUUGAGCCAUCUUAAAAAGUUAGAAAGUUAAGUUAAGUUGAUGCUAACAUUUGCACUGUCAGUCUCUCUUAUUACGAUUUUUAACUUUGAACAGAAAGGUCAAAUUUUCCUAACUGGCUCGUUCUAUCACUUGACCCCAUAUACACGUGACGGUCGAUUUGCCACUUCCGGGUCGGCGACCUCAGACGAUGACCUCUAUAUGCUCGAGCUGAUGAAGACGCCACCUUCCCACAAUAAUAAAGACACUGGUGAGUUGUCCACGUUUGAUUGGUUCUUUAUGACAAACAUGAAAAAACCACCCAGUAAGCGUAACUCGAAGCUUUCGUGUGUACAACUCUACUAUGUAACUGUAAAAUUCAUCCCAUUCUUCGAAUAUUAUAUAUAUGUUUAUAUAUUUAUUUAUUUAUUGUUUACAAGCAGUGUUUCUCUAAGGCAUCUAUACCCCACACAACGGAGUGCGUCGUCUACCUCCACCACUGGAGUAAAAAUGGUUAAAAAUGAAUCGAAGUAAAAAAAAAUUGCAUUUUCACCAGUUUUAAUUGCAAUUUUAAUCUAAUAACAUGUAGGCAGCGAAGGCACCAGUGAAUACUCGCUAUCCUCUGCAUACCUGAUGUUGAUUACAAAUUAUAUUUUAAAUUGGUAUUUAAUUAUUAUCAUUUUGUGUGUGUGUGCAACAUACCUGGAUUAAAGACUUACAUGUCUGGGUAAACGUGCUGGCCUGUUCUCAGAACCAUACGGAAUUAAACUAACUUUCCAUCGUUUGAAUGGCGUACAUUUUAAAAUUGGUUGUUGCUAACUAUAAAACAUGAGCCAUUUGUUUCCAUUUUCUAUUUCUUUACAAUAUAACAUCAAAUUUUAAACAAGGACAGAAUGUUAACUGUGCAUUGUCAUCAUGUCAUCAAAGAGGCUGAUGUCUGCAUUCGUGCUACCACGCAUGGACUACUGCAAUGCUCUUAUGGUGGGUCUUCACCCUAGGCUUCUGGAUAAAAUUUUAAUAAGCACAGAAUAAUGCGGCUCGCGUUGUUCUUCGAAAACGCAAAGUCAACCAUGCAAAAAUAUUUCUGAGAGAGUUUCAUUGGCUGCCGAUCCGCGCUCGCAUAGAGUACAAAAUUGCAACUCUGUGCUACCGCUGCUGGCAUGACCUGGCCCCAUCCUAUCUCAAAGAACUACUGACGCCUUAUGUACCGACUAGACGACUCUGCUCAUCCGAUAGUGGCAGACUCUCGAUACCACGUGUUCACCUUGAAACAACAAUUUGGAACACCCUUCCUGUCGCUCUCAGAAACAGUCAGACACUGGAUUCUUUCAAAACUGAUUUGAAGACUUAUCUAUUUCGCAAACACCUGCUGGGGGUGAUGUUGUCUAUCUAGCUAUUAUCUUGUAGAUGUAUAUUGGCCUGUGUUGUUUUUGAUUGCAAGGUAUGAAAGACUUAGAAUGGGCAGUUUUUGUUAUGUUGCAUUUUGUACUUCAAUUUGGUAUGUACCACGCUUCGAGCCUUUGGGGAUGAAGCGUGAUUUUCAAAUAAUCUUUAUUAUUAUUAUUAUUGUUAUUAUUAUGUUUUAAAAUAUAGCACAUGUAAUUAUUAUCAAUUUAUAAACGUUGUCAUUUAGUAUAUUUCUACAAGGCUAACUUUUGUCUCUUUUUGUAUCUUGUAAGAUUUAGGAUAUAUUUUGGAAGCUAAUUAAUAUACCUCCAUUUAUUGACGGACCCUUCAUUGCAUGGAGAAAUCUCAUUCUUUCCAGUAAUCCACAAGAGCGUUGGGGCCACCUUCCCGUUUCCUGCCACACCAAAUAACUUCACCGUACGACGUCCCGUCCGUCACGCGUCUGGAACCUACCGCAUCGACGUUGCCGUUGUGGUUGAUUACGCCGGCUAUGAACAGUUUCACAAG